CUCUCUCUCUCUCUCUCUCUGAUAAAUAAAUAAAUAAACAAACAAAUAAAUAAGUUCUUUAAAAAAUAAAAUACUCCAGAAAAAAAAAGUUGGACCUUAGAUAACGUAAAAAUAGCAGACACUGAUGGUUAUCAAAACUGGGUGAUACCCUUUUUCAUGGAAUUUGCUAGCCUUCGCAGGUUUUGCUUCCCCAUUCUAGAACCGGAUCACCAUGGCAACUGGACAGAAGUUGAUGAGAGCGAUUCGAGUUUUUGAAUUUGGUGGACCCGAAGUGCUGAAACUCCAGUCGGAUAUGGCAGUACCAAUUCCAACAGACCAUCAGAAAGGUGACAGGGUUUUCACUACUAGCACCAUCUCAGGGGGCUAUGCCGAGUAUGCUCUGGCAGCCGAUCACACCGUUUACACGCUACCAGGAAAACUGGACUUGAAGCAAGGAGCUGCCAUUGGUAUUCCCUAUUUUACUGCUUAUCGAGCCCUGCUCCACAGUGCCCGUGUGAAAGCUGGAGAAAGUGUUCUGGUUCAUGGGGCUAGUGGAGGAGUUGGACUAGCAGCAUGCCAAAUUGCCAGAGCUUACGGCUUAAAGGUUUUGGGCACAGCUGGUACUGAGGAAGGACAAAAUAUUGUUUUGCAAAAUGGAGCCCAUGAAGUGUUCAAUCACAGAGAACCUAAUUAUAUUGAUAAAAUUAAGAAAUCUGUUGGUGAAAAAGGAAUUGAUGUGAUCAUUGAAAUGUUAGCUAAUGUAAAUCUUAGUAAUGAUUUGAAUCUUCUGUCAUAUGGAGGACGAGUAAUAGUUGUUGGCAGCAGAGGUCCUAUUGAAAUAAACCCACGGGACACCAUGGCAAAGGAAUCUAGUAUAAUUGGAGUUGCUCUGUAUUCAUCAACUAAGGAGGAGUUUAGGCAAUUUGCAGCAGCCCUUCAAGCUGGAAUGGAAAUUGGUUGGUUGAAACCUGUAAUAGGUUCUCAGUAUUCGCUGGAGAAGGUGGCCCAGGCUCACAAAAAUAUCAUCCAUAACAGUGGAACUAGUGGGAAAAUGAUUCUUCUCUUAGAAUGACUAAUUCUUUCAUGUCUUCCUAAUGUAGUUAGAGGGUUCCUACCCCAGUUUUACUCACACUACCUUUGCUCUAAUCAGCAUUUGUUGGAUUCAGUGAGUUUCUCAUGUUAAAAAACAAGAUUUAUCUUUAGAGAUGCAGUCAUUGGAGUACAAUUUAUUUUACAGCUCACAAUAUUCUUUACGCCUCCCGCCUGCCUUGAAUCAAGAAGUCAUUAU
Messenger RNA from Lutra lutra (Eurasian river otter), 1267 nucleotides. RefSeq names its product quinone oxidoreductase-like. Bases 212 to 1051 code for a protein of 279 amino acids. NCBI's taxonomy places the organism in Eukaryota, Metazoa, Chordata, Mammalia, Carnivora, Mustelidae. Gene Ontology annotation, molecular function: mRNA 3'-UTR binding; quinone reductase (NADPH) activity; zinc ion binding. The transcript is spliced from 2 exons. Gene Ontology annotation, cellular component: cytosol. The record is from RefSeq and is a predicted model, not a curated record.